Mastomys coucha (southern multimammate mouse) is the source of this 1224-nucleotide messenger RNA. RefSeq names its product killer cell lectin like receptor B1 (gene Klrb1). Bases 141 to 806 code for a protein of 221 amino acids. The transcript is spliced from 7 exons. The record is from RefSeq and is a predicted model, not a curated record. NCBI's taxonomy places the organism in Eukaryota, Metazoa, Chordata, Mammalia, Rodentia, Muridae.
CAUUCUCAGUGUAUUCCAUCUUAUCCUUGGCUCUUGUGCUGGCCUGUCUCUCUCGAUUCAGUUAGGACCCUAAGGAAGUGACUCUCCCCAGACACUUGCAGCACACUCAGAAUGUUGAAUUUGUCCUCACUCAGAGAUCAAUGUUACAUCUCCCAUCUCUAAUGGAUGCACCAGUGCUCUAUGCUGAAUUAAAUUUAGCCAAGACCCGAGGGCUCAGGUGUACAUCACCUCCAUCUCUCUCCCAAGACGCCUGUCAGGGACCAAACUGGCAUCAGAUGGCUCUGAAACUCAGCUGUGCUGGGCUGAUAUUUCUUCUGAUAAUAGUCAGUGUCUUAGUUGGAUUCUUGGUACAUAAAUCACCAAUAGAAAAAUGCAGUGUGGCUGUUCAAGAAAACAGGACUGAACCAACAGGGAGAUCAGCCAUACUAGAGUGCCCGAGAGACUGGCAUCCACACUGGGAUAAAUGCUUAUUUAUUUCUCAAACUUCCAGAACUUGGGCUGAAGGGCUAUCUGACUGCUCUUUGAGAGGAGCCACUUUGCUGCUCAUUCGAGAUGGAGAAGAAUUGAGAUUAUUGCAGGACUUCUCAAAAGGAAAAGGACAGCAAUUCUAUAUUGGACUAAAAUAUGUACAAGUGGACAAGGUUUGGAAGUGGAUGAAUGGUUCUAUUUUAAAUACAAAUAUAUUACAAAUCACUGGCAAGGACGAAGAAAACAGCUGUGCCCUCAUCUCACACGGAGAAGUGUUUUCUGACUCCUGUUCUUCAGACAACCAUUGGAUCUGCCAAAAGAUGCUGAGACAUGUCUGAAACUCUGUGUCCUGUCUCCUGAUUGUGAAUCUCAUCUCUAUUACUUCACUAGUCACACCGGAUCCUUGCAUUGGACAGUCUUUGAUGUUGGCCUGCCCAGUGCAUCCUUUGGAGUUUAAAGCAUGACCUCUAAAACCACAGUGAUUCUUACUGUUGCUCAUGUCCAGUUUCUAUAUUGUGUAAAUGUAAAUGUACACAGACACAGAUGUGCCAUUCUAAGAGAGGAAUUCUACAGAGGGAAACUCAGGUCAGCAGGGGACACUGGAGUCUGUGUAGUUUUUGCUGAUCUCUGUGCCUGAGGCCAUCUGCAGACAGCUGCAGAAAAGUGGUUGUAAAGUCUGGAUCUCUACCCCCCCCCCUCAAUCCAUCUAACAUCUGAACUGUAGAACUUUGAAUAAAAUCUUUUUCUUGACUGGUA